AUGGUCAAAGACAACGAAACAGUAAUCAAAGAAUUCAACACCCUCAUAAACAUGACUCCCUCAGAUCUAGAAACCUGGCUCGAAUCCCCCGAUUCUACAUCCUCAGGCUGGGCCAAAGAAGACGGGAGUGGAGAAACUAUCGGUCACGAUUCGUACUCCUCCCCCUACCCAUCCACCUACCCCAAUUCUAACCUCAACAUAUUAAUCUUUGCUUGGCAGUGGACGUAA
Molecule: messenger RNA, 228 nt
Organism: Lachnellula hyalina
Lineage: Eukaryota; Fungi; Ascomycota; Leotiomycetes; Helotiales; Lachnaceae
Exons: 2
Coding region: 1-228 (75 amino acids)
Source: RefSeq, a predicted model, not a curated record